Messenger RNA from Colossoma macropomum (tambaqui), 1504 nucleotides. It is a transcript of the gene bida, whose product is annotated as BH3 interacting domain death agonist. The coding region runs from base 377 to 991 and encodes 204 amino acids. Gene Ontology annotation, biological process: apoptotic mitochondrial changes; positive regulation of release of cytochrome c from mitochondria; positive regulation of extrinsic apoptotic signaling pathway. The record is from RefSeq and is a predicted model, not a curated record. The transcript has 4 exons. Gene Ontology annotation, cellular component: cytosol; mitochondrion; cytoplasm. NCBI's taxonomy places the organism in Eukaryota, Metazoa, Chordata, Actinopteri, Characiformes, Serrasalmidae.
GAAGUAAGCUCGCUUCACUGUGGGAAGCCACUUCCACUUAGGAAAAUCCGUCUCGUGAGAGUGUUCAGUUUGCAGUUUUUGUAUGAUAUACAGCUUCAGCGAAUUCAAGCUACUACCAGAAAGUCAACUGAGUGUUCGAAUCUAAACACGGAAGUUGCUGCUUUUUGAAGACAUGAAGAAAAGAUAUUAAACGCUGUUGUAUUCAGUGGUGGUUCCUGUACCCCCACGGCGAUCUCACACUGAGUGGAAGGGCGUAGGGUUGAAUGUUUGUAUUGGAAGUUAUUCGCAGUGUUUUUAAAGCAGCACAAACUUGUAGCGGGAGAGGAGAGGAGAGCUGAGGAGAGCUUGCGAAGGAAAGAGCCUGAACACCAUUGCGAUGGACGUCAACGACAACGUUGACUGUUUUUCUUUGCUCUUCCUGACUUUCCUUGACCAAGCACAUUGUUACAACAAAGACUUGGAAAAAGAGCUGCAUAGGCUGAGUCAUGACCUAAAGCUGAGCACAGAUCCAGGUGUUUACAGUGGUGGGAUAGAGUAUGCAGACCAUGGUUUGGUGGACUGGAGCAUUGAAUGUGAUGGUGAAUUGGAAACAGACGGAAACAUUCCCACAAACCCCAGAGAAUUUCUGCAAGGUGUUCUUCCUGAAGUUCACCUGGAAUUACCAGUGAAUCCUGAAGAAGCACAAGCUGUUAGAGAGGUGGCUGCGGAACUCAUCAGAAUUGCAGAUGAACUAAAUCACAUCAUCGUGUCUCGAGCUGUAGAGGGCCUGGCCAGGAACCUGACCAGCAACACUUCCCUGGAGAGCUGGCACAUCCUCCUCAUCCAGAGUGUGGAUAAUUUACUGAAGGAAGUGCCUGGUGUCCAUACAGAGCAAGUAGUGAUGGCCCUCACCUUCUCCCUGGUGAAGGCAGUGUGUGAACAUACCCCUCCCCUGCUGCGGGGUCUCUAUAACGUCGUGAUGCAGUACAUCUCUCCAGCCCGGCCCCGAUGACCUACUCCUCAUGUUGUCAACUUACUUGAACAUCUAUGUUUCUGUAACUAAUAGGCAGACUGCUGAUUUGGUGUUUGUUUAUUUAGUACGGCCCUUUGACCUGCAUGGUCAAAACCAGUAAGUGGUGUAGUGGUGCAGUCUGCAGCUGAGAUUCAGGUUAGAUCCCAGCUGUGCCAUGUUCCUGAGAGCCUAUUUGUGUGUUUCUUGAUCAGGAAAUGGUGGCAUGACAACACUUCAUAAGGAAGCUGUUCAUAGAGAUGCCUGCCUGAAUUGUUCUUCCCACACAUGCAGUGGCUCCUGAUAUGUUGAAGAUGAAGGGCUCACUGAGGCGCAUAAUUCAUCUUUACUCAGCUAUUUACUCACAAUGAAAUGGUUCCGUCGUACUUCAGUGUAAAAUAAAAAGUCUAAAUUCUAGCUAAGUUAGUAGACUGGUAGUGAAUGAGCAAAUUCUUGGUUUCUCUUUUAAGAGCUGCUUUAUCUGUUAUUGCUUUGUUCUGAACACAUUCCUUAAAG